AUGGCAGAUCACAACCCAGCCAAGCACUUUGACGAACUCGCAAGCACGUACGAAGGUCUCAUCGGCCUCAUGACCGGCGACAUCGCGCGGCACAUUCUGUACGAGAUGUUGUUACCUGCGACGGGGGCAUCGGCGGCGGCGGCGAAAAACGAAACCGCUUCCGGCGCGGCCAUGGUCAUCCACGACAACGCCUGUGGCACGGGGCUCGUCACGCAGUACCUGCAAGACAUCGCCUCGAGAACGGGAUCGUAUCCCACGAUCCACGCGACCGACUUUGUCCCGGCCGUGGUGGACGUGACCCGGCGCAAGAGCGCGACGCUGGGGUGGAAGAACGUCGACGCGUCGGUCAUGGACUCGCAGGCGCUCACGUUCCCAGACGGCCUAUUCGACCUGAGCGUCACCAACUUUGGCAUCUUUUUCCUGCCGGAGCCGCAGAGGGGCGCCGACCACAUCUACCGCACGCUCAAGCCGGGCGGGACCGCCGUGGUCACGAGCUGGAAGGAACGGCGGCUGAUCCGACCGGACUCGAAGCCGCUGGGGGCCCCCUGGGAGGAGGAAUGGAGCAAGGAAGAAACGCUGCGGAGCGUCCUCGAGAAGGCUGGCUUCGAGGCCCGGAAGAUCCAAAUCGUCGAGAGGAGGACCGACGCCGUCUACGAGCCGUUCAUGCGGGAUGUGCACCUGGUCGCCAAAGCGUACGGCGCCGCGGUCAAAGAUUGGCCUGACGAAGACAAGGAGAGGCUGGGUCCCGAGAUGCUGAAGAUCCUGCAGGCGCGCGAAGACGGUCCGGCCGAAGGACUGUGUCACGUUGCGUAUAUUGCCAUUGCGAAGAAGUAG
Exophiala spinifera is the source of this 834-nucleotide messenger RNA. RefSeq lists its product as uncharacterized. Lineage: Eukaryota; Fungi; Ascomycota; Eurotiomycetes; Chaetothyriales; Herpotrichiellaceae. The transcript has a single exon. The record is from RefSeq and is a predicted model, not a curated record. Gene Ontology annotation, molecular function: S-adenosylmethionine-dependent methyltransferase activity. Bases 1 to 834 code for a protein of 277 amino acids.